UUGAAAAAGCAAUGGGUAAAUUAGCAUGGUUCAAAUAUUACAAUUCCAUUGGUGAAACUCACUCUAAGAAUCGGUGCAAUGGAUAUUCCAACAUAUACUAUCUUCCACCAAGAGAAUUAAACUCGCCAAAUAUUGAAAACAAACAAAAUAGCAGUGAGCCGGCACCCAAGCUUUUGAAAUUGUUGACACCUCCGUCUGAUUCGAUGAAGCAAAAAUCGCCAACCGAUCCAAUCCAAUUAAAUGACAGUACUACCAACGGUACUAAAGAACUUUUAGCCGAUAACAUUAACAAAAAUGUUCCAACAACCUCCACUCGAAGUUCAACCAUAACGAUUAACUAUUGUCAUAAAAAGUAUAAUGAAGCUACAGUACCCAAGCUAUCAAAAUGUAUUACUCCUUCCUCAGGGUCGACGAAAUUAAAACCAUUAACUGUUAAAAUUCCGCUAAAAAACACCGUCAUUGUUGAAAACUUAUCGGAUAAUACCAACAACGACUGUAAACCAGCCACUUCCACUCAAAGCACUUUGUCUCCAAAAAAUAAUCUAAUCCCGCAGCAGGGUAUACCUGUACCACCAUCAAAUGUUUCCGAUUCAACGAAUAUCCUUUAUAACAAAAUAACCGAUAUUGAAAAAGUCAUUACGGGUAUGAAUUCAAGAGUUACUAGGUCAUUGAUUAAUCAAGAUAAAAUUAUCGGUUUAUUAGAAAAACAAAACCGAAAAAUAUUAGCAGAAAAAUUGGUAGAUAAGGUGACGUCAGAAUUUGAAAAUCAUUUUACUUCGAAGUUUCCACUAAGAACAUUGGACGAUGUAGUUGAAUUGGAAAAGUUAUUGAUUGAAAGACAAUACUAUAAGUUUUUAAAAACUAAACUUUUAUCAUAUUCUGGUGCCGAUUCAAAAUCUGUGAUAUUAAAUAUCUUGACAAAAUUGUUCACAAGGAAUGUAGCAGCCAAAAUGACGUUCACUGCAACUUCAUACAUAAAACAUCCUACACUGGAAGCCAUUAAUAGAAUCAAUCUUCAAAACAAAAAAAUAUACAAAGUCAUUUUAGACGUUGUAAUGCAGACAUUAAAAUGUGACGAAGAGCAGAUUAAAACAUCGAUUCGUUUCUGGUUAAGACACGCCAAAGAAAGAUAUGAAGAAUCAGAGCAAACCAAAAAUCGAUUGCAGUUGCAAUGAAUUUAUGAAAAAUACUCAUAACAUGUCAAAGGACAAAGAUAUUGUGUCAUACCUAUCAAUCAAACAUCAGAACUUAUAAUUUCUAACUCAAUAAUGGUGGAGGUUUUUUUCUUUUUAAAAUUGAAUUAUUAUUUUAAAUUUAACUAUACGAAUAAUGUAUCAAACUAUUAAAACUAAUUUGGGAUAUAUAUUAAAUAGAACAUUUCACUGGGUAGUAUUGAUUUGUGUAGCAAAAAAACAUAAUUGUCAUUGAUCAAAACGUAUAAUGGUAACAUUAUUCAAUUUAUUUUAUUUUUUAUAAUAAUAUACAUGACUAAAACG
Molecule: messenger RNA, 1496 nt
Organism: Myzus persicae (green peach aphid)
Lineage: Eukaryota; Metazoa; Arthropoda; Insecta; Hemiptera; Aphididae
Exons: 6
Coding region: 12-1175 (387 amino acids)
Source: RefSeq, a predicted model, not a curated record